Centruroides sculpturatus (bark scorpion) is the source of this 2331-nucleotide messenger RNA. Its product is annotated as DDB1- and CUL4-associated factor 8-like. Gene Ontology annotation, cellular component: cytoplasm; Cul4-RING E3 ubiquitin ligase complex. Gene Ontology annotation, molecular function: protein binding. The transcript is spliced from 12 exons. NCBI's taxonomy places the organism in Eukaryota, Metazoa, Arthropoda, Arachnida, Scorpiones, Buthidae. The record is from RefSeq and is a predicted model, not a curated record. The coding region runs from base 455 to 2290 and encodes 611 amino acids.
AUGGUAUCUGGUGGGAUCCCUGAGAGGUUUCAUUGGGUUGGACAGACAGAAAUCCGGCAACGUGCUGUAAAGCAUGGAACAAUCGAUUUCACUAAUCAAUUACAAGACAACAACAACAACGUGCUUUAUGUGCUAAAACACAAAAACAAAAAUAUAUAUAUAUAUAAUAAUGAUAUUGCAAUAAAAUCGAGUAUUUAAAUAAUAUAAAAAAGUUUAAAAUGAAACUUUGAUGAAACGAUAAAUAAAAUUGAUUUACAUAUGGAGUUGAUAAAAAUGGUGCCAUAAGUCAAAACUGGUAGAGUGAGGGACGUGACGCCGGCAACUACACAAUUGUAUUUUCGUAUACCUUUUCGUAGUAAGAUAUAGAAGUUUGUGUCCUGUAAAAAAUAAUCAUUGAUUCUGUUUGAGAAUGAAAUUAUCAUUUAUAUUAUAAUUCUAAUCAAAUGAUUAUAAAAUGUCUGAAUCUUGUGAAAAAAAGACUGAUGAUAAGAAUCAGAAUUUUGUUUUACCUCCAAUAACACUUCAAGAAUUAAUUAAAGAAGAUAAUUUUUGUCUUGAAAAAGCACAAGAUGGUAAUAAAUCUACAGAUUCAUUUGAAUGUAAUAAUGAGACUAAAUCAGAAGAACUUGAUUAUUUAAAUAAUUCUGAUUCAGAUCAUCAAGAAAAUUCAUUUUUUACAUCUGAAUCUUAUGAAAAUGAACUUAUUUGUGAUAAAAGUGUUGAAAAUCAUUCAAAGUUAUCAAUAAACGAAAAGAGUACUAUAGAAUCAACAGAGUCACAGUGUAAUGAUGAUGAUUCUUCCUUUGUUGAAAAUUCUGAAAAUGAUAAUCUCAAUGAUUCUAAUUUUUGUGAAGCAAUUAGUCAAGAUGAAGCUAGGUCUACAAGUAGUAAUAACAGUACAGAAAGUUCUGAUGAUGAUGAUUAUAAUUGUAUACCAGAUGUACCAAAACCAUCUCAUAAAUGGAAUGCAUGUAAAGAAGUACUUAACAGACAGUAUGGAACAUCAAAUCGUUAUAUUAAUGAUUUAUUUAGAUUACGUAAUUAUGGAAGCCUUUACACUGUGGAACAUUUACAAUUGUUCACUAAGUUAGCAUGUCAUGAAGGAUGUGUGAAUGCUCUACAUUUUAAUAAUACAGGCAAUAGAUUAGUUAGUGGCUCUGAUGAUUUAAAUAUAGUAAUAUGGGACUGGGCAAAAAGUACAUCUGUCCUCUCAUAUGAAAGUGGCCAUCGAAAUAAUGUUUUUCAGGCAAAAUUUUUACCUUUAUGUGGUGAUUGUCAUAUUGUAAGUUGUGGAAGAGAUGGACAAAUAAGAUUGGGAGAAUUAUCAACAACUGGUCUUUAUGAAAACACUAAACAUUUAGCUCAACAUAGAGGUGGUGUCCAUAAGCUUGCUCUUGAAUUGGAUUCUCCUCAUACAUUUUUAAGUUGUGGUGAAGAUGCUGUAGUGUUUGAAAUAGAUCUUAGAGAAGAAAAGCCAGAAAAACUAAUACAAUGUACAGAAAAUGAGAAAAAUAUACCUCUCUACUCAGUUUUUGUGAAUCCAAACAAAUCAUAUGAAUUUGCACUUGGAGGAAGAGAUUGCUAUAUCAGAAUUUAUGACAAAAGGUAUAUUUCAAAUGAAGGAAAGCCUAUGAAUAAAUAUUGUCCAAGACAUUUAGUUGAUAGUGAUAUAAGAGCAGAUGUUACUUCAGUUGUUUAUAAUUACAAUGGACAUGAAAUAUUAGCUUCAUAUAAUGAUGAAGACAUCUAUACUUUUGAUUUAAACAAUGAAGAUGUACUUCAAUAUAAGCAUAAAUAUCGAGGUCAUAGAAAUAAUCACACAGUUAAGAAUGUUAACUAUUUUGGACCAAAGAGUGAAUAUAUUAUUAGUGGCAGUGAUUGCAGUAAUAUUUAUUUUUGGGAUUCUGACACAGAACAUAUUGUGCAAUGUCUCAAUGGUGUAGAAGCAGAUUUGGUUAACUGCCUGGAGCCACAUCCCAGUUGUCCAAUAUUGGCAACAAGUGGAUUACGUUGUGAUAUUAAAAUCUGGAUGCCAUCUUCAGAAAAUCUUCCAAAUUACGUUGCAAUAAAAGAUCAAACAAGUGCCAAUCUGAAAGAACGCCAAGAAGAGAUCAAAAGAGGAUACGUGGAUGGAAUCAACAGACAAAUGUGGUCGUUCUUUGUCCAGAACAUCCGUUUGGCGGCAAGACGAAGAGCGAGACAACGACAUCAAGACGAUUCCAAUUCCAAUGACACAGACAGCGAAGACGAACUGGAAGUUCCCCAUAUCAUUCAAUGUACACAAAGUUGAAAAAUUGCAAUUUAUUUAUUUAGAAAACAAAUGAGAUGUUC